Messenger RNA from Mastomys coucha (southern multimammate mouse), 3680 nucleotides. RefSeq names its product decaprenyl diphosphate synthase subunit 2 (gene Pdss2). NCBI's taxonomy places the organism in Eukaryota, Metazoa, Chordata, Mammalia, Rodentia, Muridae. The transcript is spliced from 8 exons. The coding region runs from base 272 to 1387 and encodes 371 amino acids. Gene Ontology annotation, cellular component: mitochondrion; transferase complex. Gene Ontology annotation, molecular function: prenyltransferase activity. The record is from RefSeq and is a predicted model, not a curated record. Gene Ontology annotation, biological process: ubiquinone biosynthetic process; isoprenoid biosynthetic process.
UAUGGCGUCCCCCAUGUAGGCACCGGCUGUGGUUUCUGCCGCAGGUGUCCAGUGUAGUUCUGAGCAGCAGCUGGGUUUGCUCCAGUCUGCGCUGCAGAAGCAGCGAACUUUAUGCCUGGUUACGGCUCCAGAAAGCCACACUUCUCUGAGGAUUUGGAAUCGCCGUUUCCUUUUAGAUUCUGAAAGUUUCUCUCCUCAGCCCUUGUUUGUUUCCCGUGUCAUUUCUGGGACACCCUUUUCUCAGGUUCCCUGACCCUCUCAGACUCAAACUAUGAGCCUCCGGCAGCUGCUGUUGCGCUUGUCCGGUUAUCUCGGGGCUUCUGGUCCCCCAAAUCGCCAGUGGUGGUGCUUCCGAUCCCUCGACACCAUCUCCUCCGCAGGCUCCUGGCGUGGUCGGUCCUCCAGGUCUCCAGCCCAUUGGAACCAGGUGGUGUCUGAGGCAGAGAAGAUCGUGGGCUACCCCGCAUCCUUCAUGAGUCUCCGCUGCCUGCUGAGCGACGAGCUCAGCAACAUCGCUAUGCAGGUGCGGAAGCUGGUGGGGACUCAGCACCCUCUGCUUACCACUGCCAGGGCCCUUGUGCACGACAGCCGGCAUAACCUACAGCUGCGGGGCCUGGUUGUGCUGCUCAUUUCAAAGGCCGCGGGGCCCAGUGCUGGGAACGCUUCGAGUCAGAACUACGACAUGGUCAGUGGGAUAUACUCAUGUCAAAGAAGUUUGGCAGAGAUCACAGAACUUAUCCAUACUGCUCUCCUGGUGCAUCGUGGGAUAGUAAACUUAAGUGAAUUACAGUCGUCUGAUGGACCACUGAAAGACAUGCAGUUUGGAAACAAAAUAGCUAUCCUGAGUGGAGACUUCCUUCUAGCAAAUGCCUGCAAUGGACUAGCUCUUCUACAGAACACUAAGGUUGUGGAGCUUUUAGCAAGUGCUCUUAUGGACUUGGUGCACGGGGUAUACCAGGAGAACUCUGCUUCCACCAAGGGGAAUUCUAUUACAGAUGAUAUUAGAAUGUCGACCUGGAAGGAACAGACUUUCCUGUCCCACUGUGCCUUGCUAGCGAAGAGCUGCCAGGCUGCAAUGGAGUUAGCGAAGCAUGAUGCUGCGGUCCAAGACAUGGCAUUCCAGUAUGGGAAGCACAUGGCCAUGAGUCACAAGAUAAAUUCUGACCUCCAGCCUUUUAUUAGAGACAAGACCAGUGACUCUAAGUCCUUUAACCUAAACUCAGCACCUGUAGUCUUACAUCAGGAGUUUCUUGGAAGAGAUUUAUGGAUUAAGCAGAUUGGAGAGGCUCAAGAGAAAGGAAGGUUGAACUACAGUAAGGUAACAGGCAAAGUGGCGAUUCUAGAGUGUCAGAUGGAAACACCAAGACCAUCUAUCCUACUUGCGUAGUUAAGACAGAACAGGACUUGUAAGAUGCACUGUACUUACCACGUGUUGAGACUUGGCCUUGUGCGGUAUUGUGGGACAGUCAGUGACCAUGCGUAGCUCUCAGACUACUCCAUUCCUCAGCUGCCAACCCAGCGUCCAGUACUGCUGAUCAGCUCAGUGCUGGGGGGAAGGCUGCCACCUACUAAGCUGCAGCAGUUCCUGGGUGUGCACAGGACGGGUGCAGGAGCCUCUCAGACCACGCGCGUGGUCUGCUAUGGCAACUAAUGUGCAUGUCCAAGAGAAGACGAAUAUAUUGACUACUCUUGCUUAGAAAACCAUCUACAAACGUCUGUGUAUUUUCCCCAUCUGGAGCUGAGCGUAUGCCUGCAGUUGAGCCUACUGCUCCUUGAAAUAAGCUGCUGCUAAAAGACUAAGGCAGAUGGUAUUUUUACCACUUGAGGCAAAACAUGGCACCUAUGGUUCGACUUUCUACAAUUUUAAUUUUUUAACAUUUUCAAGAUGGCUUGUUUAAAUAUCUCCAUCACAGAGACACAGACUUCUUCCCGACUCCUUUUAAAUCAUUGCUUGAGCUACACAGGCACUGGCAAAGCUCACUUGAUCAGAAGCAGACUCCGAGGCAUGGCGCGGCCUGCCUUCUGUUCACUCUUUCCCGGGAGCCUGGGAGUGUGCCAUAGUGGCCUGAUUGCGACAUGAGCCGUGCUUGCUGGGCUCCUGCGACCUGCGACCCUCGCCUCUACUUUACUAAUAUGCAUUUCUUAUCAUUUGGCUUAUGACUCCGUAUGGAAGUGUGCUUUGUUCUGUUUUGCUUCCACUUUUUGAAAGUGUUUCUUCCUAUUAUUAUUAUUUGUCUGUGUGAGGUAAGUGUGAGAGUGCAAGGGCUUGAGCACACCUACAUGAAGCUCUGAAGGAUGAGUUCUCUCCUUCCAUGGUAGGGUCCAGGGUUGAAUUCAGAUGGCAGUUUACCCACCAAGCCAGCUCACUGACCCUGGUUUUUAUUUUAAGAUUUAUUUAUUUUAUUAUUUUAUAUGCAUGCAUGUAUUAUGUAUGUAUGUAUGUAUGUAUGUAUAUAUGUACCACAUGGGUGCUUAGGGAAUUAGAAACCGGGGAACUGGAAUUACAGGAGGUUGGGGACCACCCAAUGUGGGUGUUGGAACUGAACUGGGAUCCUUUGGAAGAGCAGAAUGCAUUUGUGGGGAUGUAGGGGUUAGCCUUGGCAGUCCUGGACCCACUCUGCAGACUAGGCUGGCCUCAAACUCACAGAGAUUCACCUGCCACUGCCUCCCAAGUGCUGAAGUUAAAGGUGGGUACCAUCAGUGCCAGGUACAGAGUAAUUCGUGACUGCUGAGCCACAUGAUAUCCUCUUAGGAGGGUCACCCGAAACACAGAAUGGCUCACAGAUGAGCACGGAGCGAAGAAAGAUUAAUUCUUUAGGGCUGUAGUUCCAGUCUUGUGCAAGAGAGAUCCUGAGCAUGGCCAAUGGGGCUCAUGCAUUUGCAUAAAGUGCACAUUACAAUUCUCUUCCCACCAGCAAGGAUGUGCCCUAAUACUUGCGUUCACAUGAUCAGGUCAGCACUUCUUUGAGAAGAAAGAGAGCGUCUCCUCUUCAUGACUCCCCCUGGUUUGCCUUGCUGCUGCCCAUUCCUUCUCUUUAUUGGCCAUAAAUGCCUCAAUGGUGUAUCCUUUUUUUUUUUUUUUUUUUUUUGAGUAUUGGAAAAAUAUAUACCAUUGGUGCAUUGGUGUUUUUAUGCACAAGUCUGUUCACUUACUUACUUGGGUGGUUAUUUAUUUCAGUGGCCCCCUUCCCCUCAGCCCCAGCUAGCUGGCUCUGAGACGCUGUCACAUGGGCACAGGUAGGCCCUAGAUGUUGCUCUUUUCUUCUCUCUGUCCCCUUGUCUAAGGCAGAUGCUGCUUCUCCCAACCUGGGAUUUCAUACUAACAUCGCCCGUAAAAGAUUCCACCCAGCAUCACUGCAGGCACAGAGUCUCGCACUUCCUCUAGGCUCCUGGAGAUGUCUUACCAUUAGCGCUCCUGUUUUAAUUAGUGAUAAUUAUAGAGACUGCCUAGCUGCAUUGACCUUCUCUGUCCUUUCUUGCCCCUGAAGGACUUGCAGUGCAGAAAAUAAGCUGUUAAUAGCACACUUUAAAAAGAAAGAGCCCAACUGUAAAAACUAUCUGAUGUAGGUGCAACCGUGUAAAAUGUUCUAUACUUAAUAAAGACUAAAAAGUAGCAUGUUAAAAUAUGUGAAUAAGGUGCCAGGCGUGGUGGUGCACGCCUUUAAUCCCAGCGCUUGGGA